Molecule: messenger RNA, 1902 nt
Organism: Leguminivora glycinivorella
Lineage: Eukaryota; Metazoa; Arthropoda; Insecta; Lepidoptera; Tortricidae
Product: juvenile hormone esterase-like
Exons: 5
Coding region: 165-1835 (556 amino acids)
Source: RefSeq, a predicted model, not a curated record
UAGCAGUCGCAAGAAAAAAUAAGAAGCAAAAACAAUUCAUAUUUCACACGCCGUUUUCUUAUAAUAAUAGCUUUAUCUGAGCAGAAUUAGUAUUCAUUGAAUAGUGUAGAACGACUCUGUUGUUUAUAAAACCUACAUUUUAUAAUAAGCUUACCUGACGUACAAUGAAGAAAAAACAGUUUACUCUGUACGGAUUGCUGAUUAUUCAGUGUUGUGCAUUAAGCCCAGCUGUUUCAGCAAAAGGUCUCUUAGUAACUAGUAAAGUCGGCAAAAUACAAGGCCUACGCGCAACAGAUGGAGAAUACAACAUGUUUAUGGGUAUACCUUAUGGCAAAAUUGAUAAAAAAAAUCCAUUUGGGCUGUCAACUCCUUAUCCAAACUUCGAAGACAUUUUUGAAGCUUUCGAUGAUUCAGCAGUUUGCCCGCAAAGAGAACAAUUCAACAAAACUGUCGUCGGAACUCUCGACUGUCUCACCCUUAACAUUUACGCGCCCACGUGUGCUUCUUCCAGCAAUCCGCUCCCGGUCCUCAUUUACAUUUUCGGCGGAGCACUCCUCUUUGGUUCAGAUAGGAGAUACGUUUUUGGUCCUAAGUUCUUAGUGAAACAUAAUAUUAUUCUAGUAACGCUAAACUAUCGUGUGGGUCCUUAUGGCUUUAUGUGUCUCAAUAACCCCGAAGUUCCUGGUAAUCAGGGAAUAAAAGAUCAACGAUUAGCAUUAAGAUGGAUCAAACAUAAUAUAGAAGCUUUUGGAGGUGAUGCUAACAAAAUCACUUUAUCUGGUCAAAGUGCCGGCUCCAUGUCAGUUGAUCUGCACAUACACUCUGGUGAGGAGAAUUUGUAUCAACAAGCAAUUCUACAAAGUGGAACAGUUUUGACGCCAUUUUUAUUUCUCAAUCCGGGAGAAGAUGGACCAUUGUUAUUGGCGAGACACCUAGGUUUGGAUACAAAUGAUGUUAAUAAAGCAUUGUCAUUUCUUGCCACAGUAGAUGCCAAUGACCUUAUUGUUGCAUCAGAAAAUACUAAUCUAACAUUUAAGGUGUGUGUUGAACAAAGUUUUGAAAACGUCGAACCAAUCGUAACUGAUUAUCCUGUAAAUUUAAUAACCCCGAGAGUUAAAAAUAUAUCUAUUUUAAUGGGAUUUAAUGAAGAAGAAGAACUCCGAAGUUAUCACAAUGUUGAUGUCAGAUAUUUAAAGGAUCACGAUGUGUUCAAGAAGUACAUCAGGGGAUUUUUUGACUUUGACAGUUGCACCUACACUGAAAUGAAAAAAGUUAUGAGACAUUUUUACUUUGGAGAUAGUGAAGUAGACGUAAAGACAACACAGGCAAUUAUAAACUUAGCUUCAGAUUUACAAGGUAAUUAUCCCGUUUUAAGAAGCUUAAGAAAAUACAUCACCAAUGGGGCAAAAACAACAUAUUGCUAUAUGUUUGGUUACGUUGGAGAUAGAAAUUAUAUGAAAUACACGAAAAACAUUACUAGGGGAGGAGCUACACACGCAGAUGAGAUUGGUUACUUGUUUGACGUAGCAUUCUUGCAACCGUUCAUGUCUGAAGAAGAUCGUCGUAUAAUCGAUGUAAUGACCACCCUGUGGACAAAUUAUGUCAAAUAUGGAGAUCCAACUCCCGAACCAACCGACCUGUUGCCAGUAACAUGGAAGCCUGUCACCGUAGACCGCUGGAACUACCUGGUCAUAGAUUCCGACCUCGCCAUGGCCACCAGACCCUAUCAUCAGAGUAUGGCGUUUUUGGACGUAUUCUUUAAACUCAAUCAGAAAUAUCAGAUUGGUUAUCAUAAUAACAAUGAUCAAAAUGUUUGUAUGAUCAAUCAAUUGUAAAAAUGUUUAAAUCUGACUUAUGAACACUUAAAUAAAAGCUGAGAUUGUGGUAACGCGGUUCCGUAAA